Messenger RNA from Syngnathoides biaculeatus (alligator pipefish), 4274 nucleotides. It is a transcript of the gene cds2, whose product is annotated as CDP-diacylglycerol synthase (phosphatidate cytidylyltransferase) 2. The transcript has 14 exons. Gene Ontology annotation, molecular function: phosphatidate cytidylyltransferase activity. The record is from RefSeq and is a predicted model, not a curated record. The coding region runs from base 134 to 1501 and encodes 455 amino acids. Gene Ontology annotation, cellular component: endoplasmic reticulum membrane. Lineage: Eukaryota; Metazoa; Chordata; Actinopteri; Syngnathiformes; Syngnathidae.
CCUAGAGUCACGGAGCUACUGGACCAUCGCUGUUGUCUUUCGGCCGUGGUUUGCGAAGAUGACAGAGCUAAGGCACCGUGGAGCCGCUGAGGCCGAGGGGACGUUACAGCAUCAGCCGUCCGAAGACAAGUGAAUGUUGGACGUGGGCUGGAAAUACCCCUCAAGAAUUGGACACCCUCGGAUGACCGCCAACCCUGGCAAGCUGUUCCCUGGUUCAGAUAGUGAGCCGAGGUCGGAAAAAGAUGGCGGGUCAGACAGCACUCCCAAAAUGGACUCAGGGGUUCCUGACGUGCCACUGCCACCUGAUGACACGCCAGAGGUGUUAAAUAAAGCCCUGUCUGGACUCUCAUCAAGGUGGAAGAACUGGUGGGUUCGAGGGAUCCUUACACUUGCUAUGAUUUCCUUCUUCUUCCUCAUCAUCUACCUUGGCCCUAUGGUGCUUAUGAUGAUUGUCCUGUGUGUUCAGAUCAAAUGCUUCCAAGAAAUCAUCACCAUUGGUUACAGCGUUUACCACUCGUAUCAUCUGCCGUGGUUCAGGACAUUGAGUUGGUACUUCCUGCUCUGCGUCAAUUACUUCUUCUAUGGUGAGACUGUCACAGAUUACUUCUUCACCCUGGUCCAAAGGGAAGAACCUCUUCGCAUCCUCAGCAAAUACCAUCGUUUUAUCUCCUUUGCCCUCUACCUCACAGGUUUCUGCAUGUUUGUGCUGAGUUUGGUGAAGAAGCACUACCGCCUUCAGUUCUACAUGUUUGGGUGGACUCAUGUGACUUUGCUGAUUGUGGUGACUCAGUCUCAUCUCAUCAUUCACAACCUGUUUGAAGGAAUGAUUUGGUUUAUUGUGCCAAUUUCCUGUGUGAUCUGCAAUGAUAUUAUGGCCUACAUGUUUGGUUUCUUCUUCGGGCGCACCCCUCUCAUUAAGCUGUCGCCAAAGAAGACAUGGGAGGGAUUCAUCGGUGGAUUCUUUGCUACCAUUUUGUUUGGCAUCAUGCUUUCCUACGUGAUGGCAGGUUACCGCUACUUCGUGUGUCCGGUAGAGUUCAACAACGAUUCCAACAGUUUCCAGGUGGACUGCGAGCCGCCUGAACUGUUCCAGCUUCAGGACUACACGCUUCCCAGCAUCCUGGAGACUUUCACUGGAUGGACCACAGUUCGUCUCUAUCCAUUCCAGAUCCACAGCAUUGCUCUGUCCACAUUUGCCUCAAUCGUUGGACCCUUUGGUGGUUUCUUUGCCAGUGGCUUCAAGAGGGCCUUUAAGAUAAAGGAUUUUGCCAACACUAUUCCUGGCCAUGGUGGCAUAAUGGACCGAUUUGACUGCCAGUACCUCAUGGCCACAUUUGUAAAUGUCUACAUUGCAAGUUUCAUCAGAGGCCCCAACCCCAGCAAGGUUGUCCAGCAGCUCCUGGCCCUCCGUGCAGACCAGCAGCUGUUCAUCUUCAAUUCUCUGAAGGCUCACCUCACAGAGAAGGGCUUGUUGCCCGCGCUGGACCAGGCAGCAGCCUAGAGUUGUCCACGGCCGGGGUGGGCUUUGCGGCGGACGGAGGCACAUGGAGGCUCGCUGCUUUCCUGCUGUGGGAGACUCCCAAUGCUUUUCAGUGAGCCAAAAAAAAAAAAAAAAAAAAAAAAGGAAGAUCAACUCAAGAAAAAGGCACCCUUGGAUCAUUUUUUUUUUAAUGUGGGUAUGAGUUGUAUUCAUCCAUACUAUGAAUCACGUUACCCAAACGUUUGUUUUCGGUUCAAGUACUGUACACCUUUCCAGCCAAACCUUUCAAUCUAUUCCCACUUUUUUAAACAGUAUUUGUGUGUCUAUCUACAUAUUUACAAUAUUAUCUUUGUACCUUAGUUGUUUGUUUGCUAUUUUAUUGUGCAUCUUUUUUUGUAAUGCACUGUUAUCAAUUGCGUCACUCACUGUAUUUUUACUUCUUGUCUUUAGAGAUUUUUUUGGGGUUAUGAUUCUUUAUAUUUAUACAGUUUUUUUCAUGAGCUACGUUCACCUAUAUGGGGAGUUUCUUUCAUUUAGUCAAUACCUGCUCAUAACUGUUACAUCCACUGUAAGUAUAUUUAAUGGUCUUUUCAAUGCCAUUCAUCAUUUCACGACCUUAACCACAUCAUGCGUUAUGUGCUGUUUAAAAUAUGUAAAACGAAAGUCUGAAUGAAUUGGCAAGACCAAAUGCUGCUAUUUGAAUCCCAUCUUUAGUGUGAGGAGAACCUCUCAAAAUCAGUGCCGAGGGCCCAAGAACCACACAUGUCGUUACUGACACGUUCUUUAAUCACAAGAACGCAAGCGGCUUUGAUUUUGUUGGACAUUUAACUUUUGUUGUGCUGAUAUUUUUAUCAGGAGGUGUCAAAGUCUUUUUACGUUGUUAUUUUGGCCGCCAGUGGCCAUUGUGAUUCUCCUGCCAAUGCUUAAAGGGAACAUUUGGAUCCUUUCAUCACUGCCAUAGUCUGCUUGAACCUGUGCUAAGAUCAGAACUCCAGAGCAGGUACUGAGUGCGUGGCACUGAGUUAGGUGAAGGUUUUUCUAAACAACCGAUGGCUGAAAUGAAGGUGUUUUGUUGAAUAGUUAACUUGACUUUUAGUUUGUAUUUUUAAGUAUUCUUCCACAGUUUUAGAUGUUGGGGUCGCCUACUGCCACUUCAAUUCUUUGUAUUUUGUAAUUGGAGAAACUGCAACAGGAAUGUAGUUUAUUAUAACUUAAUUAUACAUUCACGAUUACUUUAUCUGCUUUUUUCCUGAGAUUUGACCAGUAAUAAAGCGUUGUGGCAAAUAACUCAAAAAUAAGAUUGCUGUUAUUAGCCAUGCAUUUAAAAUGAUCUUUCAGAGUUGCAAAACUUGGCUGGACUCUGUGUUAUCAAAUGAAGUCAGGCAAAAAAUUCCAGAUGGUUGUCUUUACCAGUUUAUGAUGCUGAGAUUUUGGAAAUUGUAGUAUUUUGGUCUGGCUUAAGGUCUGCAAUUAGAGUUGACAUUUGUACACUGGUUUGGUGCUGAGGUGCGUUGGAUUCAAUGUCAUCAUCCCGAGUCAAAGUGAUGGGUCAGUGGCGGUGCAGUGGUCCACAUCCAAUGGUUGCUGUGGCCAUUACAACAGUGAACGGAGCCUAAGCUGUAACUCGCAUUGACGUCACGAUCUCUGUGUUAUGUUUUUUCACAUUCAUUCAUGCUAGUUAGAAACUAGUUAGAAAUGUUGCAGAGACACGCAGGUCACAUUUGGGUUGCUUUGUUCUUCAAUGCCAGUCAAUGAACAACUGAUAAAUGUGCAGUCAGACAUGAUCCAGACAGGGAAUGAGUCCCAUUCUGACUGAUCGCCUCUAGACAUCUUUUUUUAAAGCUGUAUUUCAAAUUGUCAUUUGAAAUCUUCGUGCACAAGUAUUUUUUUUCCUUCCUGUAAUGAAACUGAAACUAGGCAGCAUUGCGUGUACUCAAAAUGUCAUUCCUACUUGCCAUUUGACAACCACAUGGCCAUAAGUGUAACUUUAUUUGUAAAGUAUUUAUUGAAGCAAAUCAAAUCCCUUCAAAAUUAUACAUUUCAUAUUUUAGAGCUUUUUUGUGGGAUAUUUCAGACUAUUGUGUCAUUUAGAAAAGGCUAUUACAAUAGCAGAAGCGUGCUUACGUUCUUGCAAUGAGCUGUUGUCUCUUUUAGUGGCUCUUCUGUGCUCUUUUUUGUCGCAGUGCCAAUGGAAGCUACACGUAGACUGAAUGCUCUUGUGCCCUUUCAUCAGGAAUAUUUCAGGGUGUUUCCCGCCUCCUGCCCGUUGACAGCUGGGAUAGGCUCCAGCACUCCGGCGACCCUUGUGAGGAUAAGCGGCUAAGAAAAUGGGUGGAUGGAUGGUUUACAGCUUUUGUCUUCAAGUAGUUUGUCUCAUGCCGUCUUUUUCGUAGAGGCCACUAGAGGGAAGCACUACAGACGUUAGACGAAACAUUUCACUAGUGACAGUUUAUUGCAGAUAGAGGGUGACUAAAGACAAAUGCUAGUUAAACUGGAUUAAAUAAGAAGGUAAUUUUUUUGCGAGACCCAGGAAGCCAUUGUGACCCAUGAUGACAAUUCUGCCAAACAGGGCCUUUUAAUAGAAUGUAUUGCAGUGGCGCAACAUUUCUUAAGCUCACAUUGGUCACUCGCUUUCAAGGAAAUUUCAUUUUGUGGUUCCCCUAUAAACUUGCAUAUGUGCUACUAUACUUAGGCAGUGGUGUACUUUGUGUUGUAUAUUUGUCAAUAGAAAGAGAUUUACUCUUGAUGCUAAAGUGUACUUUGCCUUUGUCUGAAAAUAAAAAGAUCAAAGUUG